This is a messenger RNA of Parathielavia appendiculata, 770 nucleotides long. RefSeq names its product ClpS-like protein. Gene Ontology annotation, cellular component: mitochondrial large ribosomal subunit; ribosome. Gene Ontology annotation, biological process: translation. The annotation marks the transcript as partial. The transcript is spliced from 2 exons. The record is from RefSeq and is a predicted model, not a curated record. Gene Ontology annotation, molecular function: structural constituent of ribosome; mRNA binding. NCBI's taxonomy places the organism in Eukaryota, Fungi, Ascomycota, Sordariomycetes, Sordariales, Chaetomiaceae.
CCAUGUCGCUGCCCUGCCGGUACGCAGCGCAGUGCUGCGCCCGCCAGCUCCGUUCCGCCCCGAUCCGCGCCUCGAGCUCGCUCCUCCAGCAGCAGCGCAUGACGCGGAGGUACAACUCGACCGAAGCCGCCGCCGCCGCCAACCCCAAGAUUUCCGCCAUUGUCGACCAGAUCAGCCAAUUGACUCUGCUGGAGACAGCAGAUCUCGUAGCGAGCUUGAAGUCACGCCUGAACAUCCCCGAUCUCCCCGUAGGCGGAUUCGCCGCCGCCCCUGCCGCCGCGCCGGCCGCCGCGCCAGCCGAGGAGGAGGAGGCCGCGCCGGCGGCGGCCGAGAAGACGCUCUUCACCGUCAAGUUGCAGUCGUUUGACGCCGCGUCCAAGCCCAAGGUCAUCAAGGAGGUCAAGAAUUUGUUGGGUCUCAGUUUAGUAGACUCCAAGAAGUUCGUCGAGAGCGCGCCCAAGCUCAUGAAGGAGUCGGUACCCAAGGACGAGGCCGAGAAGAUUGUGGCCACGAUGAAGGAGCUGGGUGCUCUGGUGGUGAUGGAGUAAUAUGCGUAUUAGAGGGGGCGAUGUGGAACAUGUGCCAUAGAGGGGCUUGCUGGCACACCCAGCAAUGGUCGUCUGGAGGUAGAGGACCAAAAGCGGACGGGCAGGACCGGCAUGUUACGGUUAGAAUCCAGCCUGCGGCGUUUUCGCUGCAUGUACAAAGAGCUUGUAACACUAUAACUCGAUAUACCAGCCAAAACAUGUAUUGCACCGGCAUGACUGCGG